CCGGCGAACCCCGCACAAAAACGCCCCCGUGCCUUUUGGCGGACUGGCCACGCCUACCGCCGUCAGUCAACGGAAGGAGGCGGGGCGUACUGUUGCGUACUCAGCUUCCAAUACCGCCUGCGUAGAACAAAGCGCCGAGUAAUAACGCGCGGGGGGGGAAAAACAUGGUAAAAAUGUAUUUGGUUUACAAGAUUUCCGUAGUUUCAAAGGUUAGGGUUUUAAGAAUUUUACGUGACUCAGACGUCAUUUUUCCAUUCUGGCGCCAGCGUGGGCAGCUCUAUGGUCCUUCGUGGAUGGACCCCGGUGUUGUAAACAAGCGGGUGAUGCUUUCAUUAACGUCACGUCUUCCAUUUCAAAUAUAAAACAUCACUUCACUGACGCUGCUUACCACCAACUCAUGGCGAAGGAGGAGAACGAGUUAGAAAAGCGCGCCAUCGAGGAGCUCCUGAGAGAGACUGACAGGGCGCGGGUGAGAGCGGAGACCAUGGGCCCUGCAGGAUGGUUGAAGUGUCCUCUGCGGGGCGCCAACAAGCGCUUCCUUCUCAACACGCUGCGCUCCACGGGGGGGCUGCAGCGGCGUGGCGGCGAGCCCAAAACGCCGGGACAGUCUUCGGGCCGAGGACACGGCGGGACGGGUUCCCCCGACAGGAGCCGCAGCAGGUCCCGGGACAGGAGGCGCUCCAGCAAACGUCACCACAGGAGCAGUCGCGAUGGACGCCAGGACGUGGACGGCGAGCGGGAGAGAAGUGGGCGACACGAGGACGAGAGGGAGGACAUGUCCAAGAUGGACGCUCACAAGAAGGACAAACGCUGAAUGUCAGACCUGGUCAGGACUUUGGACUGGUUACUCAUGGACACACAAAACAUGUUUAUUUCAGGUCUAGGUUCUAGGUUUUCUUCAUUUUCUCACGUGACUUGCUAAAAACAUGUUUAUUUCAGGUCUAGGUUCUAGGUUUUCUUCAUUUUCUCACGUGACUUGCUAAAAACAUGUUUAUUUCAGGUCUAGGUUCUCCAUUUUCUCACGUGACUUGCUAAAAACAUGUUUAUUUCAGGUCUAGGUUCUAGGUUUUCUUCAUUUUCUCACGUGACUUGCUAAAAACAUUUAUUUCAGGUCUAGGUUCUCUUCAUUUUCUCACAUGACUUGCUAAAAACAUGUUUAUUUCAGGUCUAGGUUCUAGGUUUUUUUCAUUUUCUCACAUGACUUGCUAAAAACAUGUUUAUUUCAGGUCUAGGUUCUAGGUUUUUUUUCAUUUUCUCACGUGACUUGCUAAAAACAUGUUUAUUUCAGGUCUAGGUUCUAGGUUUUUUUUCAUUUUCUCACGUGACUUGCUAAAAACAUGUUUAUUUCAGGUCUAGGUUCUCUUCAUUUUCUCACGUGACUUGCUAAAAACAUGUUUAUUUCAGGUCUAGGUUCUAGGUUUUCUUCAUUUUCUCACGUGACUUGCUAAAAACAUGUUUAUUUCAGGUCUAGGUUCUAGGUUUUCUUCAUUUUCUCACGUGACUUGCUAAAAACAUGUUUAUUUCAGGUCUAGGUUCUAGGAUUUCUUAAUUUUCUCAUGUGACUUGCUAAAAACAUUUAUUUCAGGUCUAGGUUCUAGGAUUUCUUAAUUUUCUCACGUGACUUGCUAAAAACAUGUUUAUUUCAGGUCUAGGUUCUGUUUUUUCAUUGAGUCAUGUGACUUACUAAAAAGAACAUUUAUUUGAGAUCUAGGUUCUAGGUUUUCUUCAUUGAGUCAUGUGGCUUACUAAAAAGGACAUUUAUUUGAGGUCUAGGUUCUAGGUUUUCUUCAUUGAGUCAUGUGACUUACUAAAAAUAACAUUUACUUGAGGUCUAGGUUCUAGGUUCUCUUCAUUGAGUCAUGUGACUUACUAAAAAUAACAUUUACUUGAGGUCUAGGUUCUAGGUUCUCUUCAUUGAGUCAUGUGACUUACUAAAAAUAAUAACUCUGACUACUUCUGGUCAGAAGAGCACAAAUCAUUUUCCUUAAGCCACACUGAGGAGUUGACUAAACAUAAUCAUUGUAAUAAUAAUAAUAAUUGAGGGGGCGUGGCCUAAAAAGUGGAGUACAUUGAACUUGUGAUAUUUCACACAUUUUGUUGUGACGUCAUCCACUUUGAGUUGUGUACAGAAUGUUGUGAGAACGCAGUCC
Molecule: messenger RNA, 2150 nt
Organism: Nerophis lumbriciformis (worm pipefish)
Lineage: Eukaryota; Metazoa; Chordata; Actinopteri; Syngnathiformes; Syngnathidae
Source: RefSeq, a predicted model, not a curated record